AUGUUUUUUUUUAUAAAUAAACGAUUUAUAAAUAUUCAAAGAAAUUAUAAUAGCAAUUCCGCCAACAUAAAUGUGUUAACAAAUAAAGAAAUAAAUAGAAAAAAAAAACAACAAACUUGGAUGAAGAAGAUAAAUGCAAAGGAAAUACCACGAAAAAAAUAUGGAAACAAAUUAGGAACAGUAGCAAAACAAUUAUAUUUAUUACCAGAUUUAAAAGGCAAUCCUAUAAAUGGUAAUAUUUGUGAUCCAAGUGAUAAAACAAGUGCUAAAAUAAAAUUGGAUAAUUAUGAUUUUCGAGAUUUUUUUGGAAAGAAUAAUGAGCCAUGUGCGAAUAAUAAUAACAAUAAGAAUAGUAUUGAAAUGGCAUCAGAAAAAAUGUCGAGUUAUGAAAAUUCGAAAUUACAAUGGGACGAGAUAUGUGAUGAAUUAAAAUAUCAUUUACCUUUUUUACAGCCAUAUAGUAUUAGCAUGUCAUUAAAUUAUUUAUCAAAAAUAAAUUAUAAUGAAUACGAUAUUUUUAAAUUAGUAGCAGAACAAUUAGACGAAAGAUGGCUAAAAAAUUUUAAUAUAAAAGAUUUGUGUCAAUUAUUAUUGUCUUAUUCUAGAAUUAAUUCAAAAUUUUAUGCGUUCAUAAACUUAAUAAGUAAGGAAUUGUUAUAUAAAAUAUGUUACUCUGAUUUUGAAGAUCUAUCAUUAAUAGCUUAUGCAUAUACAAAACUAAGGAUGUAUGAUUUUGAAGUUUUUCUUCAUAUAUGUAACGAAACGAAACAUAAAAUUAAGGAUGAAAUUAAAAACAGUCAAUUAAAAAAGGGCGAUAAUGUAAAUGAAAAUGGCAAGCUAAAAAUUAUCCAAAAUGACACAACUCAUGUUUAUGAUUAUGAUGUAAAUUGUGGAAGUGAGCAAAAUAAAGUUUUAAAUGUUAAUAAAAAUAAAUUUGAUAUUGAAUAUAAUAAUAAGAAUGAUGAAAAAAGUGAAUUUAAUAAAAUAAGAAUUAGUAAUAAAUUAUCUUUAAUAAAAAGUGAUAUUGAAAUAAAUCGAAUUGAUAUGCCAGAUGAUAAGAAAUAUUCUUAUUUGUGUCUUUUGGUUUAUUGCUUAGGGAAAAAUAAACAUCAUGAUAAUAUAUUAUUAAAUUUAAUAGUAGAAUAUAUAGAUUUAAAAAUUGUAAAUAAUAUAGAUUUAAGUAAUUUGGCAUAUGGUUUUUCUGUAUUCAAUAUUUAUAAUGGUUAUUUAUAUGAAAGUUUAUGUAAAAAAAUUUAUGAAGAUUUAAAUAAAAUUGAAUCAUUACAAAAAAUAAUAAUUAUGGGAUAUUUUUUAAAAUACCCACAAUAUAAAAUGUUGGAUUUAUAUUAUAUUUUUUUAAUAAAUAUAAAUGAAGAAAUUAAAGAAUCCAAGAAAAAAAUAUAUAAAGAAGUUGUAUUUUUAAACAUGUGUAUAAAUAGCUUUUCAUGUGAUAAAUUUUUAAACAUUAUAUUCAAUUCAUCAAGUAAAGAAUAUUGUGAAAAUGAUAAAGUAAAAAAAUUAUUUUUUUUAUAUAAUUUUUUAAUAUCCUAUGUAGAUUAUUUUAUGAAAAAUAAAAAUAUAGACUCUCGAGAUUAUCCUAAAAUUCUGACUAUUCUAUUUAAAAUUGUGUAUUUUGAUGGUAGCAAAAUUAGUAAUAUAUCAGAGAGUAAUCAAGAAAAAUUUAUAUUUUUAGAAAAUUAUAAGAAGCAUGUAGACAUACAUAAAGCAACUCUUUUAGUAAAUCUCGCUUUGGAUAAUAUUAUAAAAGAAAUUAACAAACUUCAUAAAUAUGAUUUGAAUAAUGUUAAAAAUAUAUUGAAUAUUUGUAUGCAAAAAAAAGAUAUAAAUAACGAAUUUAAUUUUGUGCAAAAAACAAAAGCUAUUUUAUCAUCAUUUUAG
Molecule: messenger RNA, 1899 nt
Organism: Plasmodium berghei ANKA
Lineage: Eukaryota; Apicomplexa; Aconoidasida; Haemosporida; Plasmodiidae
Product: heptatricopeptide repeat-containing protein, putative
Exons: 1
Coding region: 1-1899 (632 amino acids)
Source: RefSeq, a predicted model, not a curated record